This is a messenger RNA of Colletotrichum fioriniae, 942 nucleotides long. RefSeq lists its product as uncharacterized. NCBI's taxonomy places the organism in Eukaryota, Fungi, Ascomycota, Sordariomycetes, Glomerellales, Glomerellaceae. The record is from RefSeq and is a predicted model, not a curated record.
AUGAGCUGGAUGGACUCCUGGUCCCGGCCAGGCAAAUCCCAAGCCACGCCCGCACCCUUCUACCUUCUCCCCAACGGCGACCAAACACCCUACUGCCGCACCUGCGGCCGUGUCAUCUCCAGCCGCAAGACCACAACAUCAACCACAUCCUCCAGGUCAAACAACUCCAACAAGGACAAAUCCUCCGAGGCACACAAACCAACCGCCGAAGCAAAAUAUUGUUCCUCUCGCUGCCGCGCAAAGAAACCAAGCCGUCUAGACAAGGAAAUCGAACAAGUCUUCGUCCGCUUCCUCCAAGGCGAGGAAGAAAUCCAAAGCGAUGCAAAAGCAAAAACAAAGCCCAAAAAGACAAAGGGCGACACACGCAUCCUCGUCCCCUGCGACGUCGUAGAAGAAACCUUCUUCGGCGAAAGAAAAGCCCCAAACCAAAUCUACGGCCGCGGCAAAAACCGCGCCUCGCGUGUAAUCACCGCUAAACCAUCCUCCUCUGACAACGACGACGACGACGAGGGCAUCUCCCUCCGCGACCGCCGAUCCUACGACGAAGACGCGGGCGAGGAUAUCAUCGAUGAAAUGCUAGGCCUAGACCGGAGCAAAUCCACGGAGCUGGAUCCCAGCGUGCAGGCAAGGCUCUCGGUGCGCAGCGGGACGAGGGUGAGGCCGCCGCAGGCGCAGAGCCAGGUGAAUGGGAGCGUUGGCGGGGAGAAGGGACGGGCGGAGAGGAUUGAGGAGACGGAGGAGAUGAGGGAGAAGAGGGCGGAGGGGCAGAGGAAGGCGCAUGAGAGGGAAAUGGUGCGGUGUGCUGCCAGGAGGGGCGUUGUGUUUGGGUUUCUUGUGGGUGAUGGCGAGGAGAGGAGGAAGUGUGAGGCUGUGAGGCAAGGCAAGGUGGUUGAGCCUAGUUUUGCAAAGGGGGAUUGGUCUAUUCGGUGGCGGGAGGAUUGA